Messenger RNA from Triticum aestivum (bread wheat), 2227 nucleotides. Its product is annotated as endoplasmic reticulum oxidoreductin-2. Gene Ontology annotation, biological process: response to water; protein folding in endoplasmic reticulum. The coding region runs from base 16 to 1854 and encodes 612 amino acids. Gene Ontology annotation, cellular component: endoplasmic reticulum; endoplasmic reticulum membrane. The record is from RefSeq and is a predicted model, not a curated record. Gene Ontology annotation, molecular function: thiol oxidase activity; FAD binding; protein-disulfide reductase activity. The transcript has 13 exons. NCBI's taxonomy places the organism in Eukaryota, Viridiplantae, Streptophyta, Magnoliopsida, Poales, Poaceae.
GCAGUCCGUGAAGCGAUGGCGCAUUUCCAGGGCCAGCAGCACGGCCACCCGGCCACCCGCGUCGACGAGUACGGCAACCCUGUGACGGCCGGCCACGGCGUCACCGGGACCGAAGGCUUGGGGCACUUCCAGGGCCACGGCCAGCAGCACGGCCACCCCACCACCCGCCUCGACGAGUACGGCAACCCGGUGACCGCCGGCCACGGCGUUGGGCUGGGAUCCACCGGCACGGGAGUGCACGGCGCUGGGCACGGUGGGUACGGGUCUACCGGCACCGGCGCCCAGGUGGGAUACGGUGCCACUGGCACAGGCACCCACGACGCUGGGGGCUAUAGUGUGCAGUCAUCCUCCGAGGACGACGGGAUGGGCGGCAGGAGGAAGAAAGGCAUGAAGCAGAAGAUCAAGGAGAAGCUCCCCGGCGGUAACAAGGAGCAGACCACAGCCACCGGCGGCUACGGGCCAGGGUACACGGGGACCACCGGCACAGGUGGGCCAGGUUUUCAAAUGAAGACCUCCAUUUUGACAUUUUUGGAGUUACAAAGCCUAAUGGAGCCCAAACUUGGCUUACAAAGGGAUGGGGUCGGCCCUUACUUUGUUCCAAUCAAAUCAAGUCACGUAUGCGGGGGCACGGAUGGGCGCACAAAUAAGGAGCAGGGUGCCAGGAAGUACACGGGGAUGGUGGAGGACUGCUGCUGCGACUACGAGACGGUGGACGCCAUCAACGAGGAGGUGCUCAACCCGAUCCUACAGGACCUCGUCGCUCUGCCCUUCUUCAGGUACUUCAAGGUUAAGUUGUGGUGUGACUGCCCUUUUUGGCCUGAUGAUGGCAUGUGUCGGCUCAGGGACUGUAGUGUAUGCGAGUGCCCAGAUAAUGAAUUUCCCGAACCAUUCAAGAAGCCUUACAGUGGCCUUUCUCCUGAAAACAUGAUCUGUCAAGAAGGAAAACCAGAAGCCACGGUUGAUAGAACCCUCGACACCAAGGUUUUCAAAGGGUGGGUUGAAACCGAUAAUCCAUGGACAUCAGAUGAUGAGACGGAUAAUGCUGAGAUGACUUAUGUGAAUCUUCAACUUAAUCCUGAACGUUAUACUGGUUAUACUGGUGAUUCAGCUAGAAGGAUAUGGGACGCUAUCUACAAAGAAAAUUGCCCAAAAUAUCCUUCAGAAGAUAUGUGCCAGGAGAAGAAGGCACUUUACAAGCUAAUUUCAGGAUUGCACUCCUCAAUAUCUGUACAUAUUGCUUAUGAUUAUCUUCUUGAUGAAUCCGCUAACUUGUGGGGACAUAACCUUUCGUUGUUGCAUGACCGUGUUCUGAAGUACCCAGAGCGUGUCGAAAAUCUGUACUUCACAUACCUAUUUGUUCUUCGGGCAGUGACUAAGGCGGCAGAUUACCUUGAGCAGGCAGAGUACAACACUGGCAAUCCUGAAGAGGAUUUGAAAACACAAUCUUUAGUGAGGCAAUUGCUUUACAACCACAAGUUAAGAUCUGCAUGCCCAUUACCUUUUGAUGAAGCAAAACUCUGGCAAGGUGAAAAUGGCCCUGAGUUAAAGCAGGAGAUCCAGAAGCAGUUUAGAAAUAUCAGUGCAAUUAUGGACUGUGUUGGUUGUGAGAAGUGUCGAUUAUGGGGAAAGCUUCAAGUUCUUGGGCUUGGAACAGCGCUGAAGAUUCUUUUUUCUGUUGAUGGAGAGAACAAUUUGAAUCAACAGUUCCAGCUGCAGCGAAAUGAGGUCAUUGCACUGGUAAAUCUUCUGAAUAGGCUGUCAGAAUCUGUCAAGUUUGUACAUGAAACAGGAUCGUCCAGCCAGGAAAUCAUUAAACAACAGAGCUUUUCACCUUUGCAAAAGGGUGCUUCCUGAACAAAUGUGAAACCGUAUUCUGCAAAGAUGCAAGAGGGCAAGUUGUUUUUAUAACUCCUCUUCUCCAUACUGGGAAAGUGAUGUACAUGCAGGGAGCUGCUUCCUAGGGUUCUACAGAUCGUAGACAAAAGAUAUAUACUAGAAAACUUUGGAAGCCAAACAAAGACAAGUUUACCCCCUUUUUUCUUUCAGUUCUAGUGGGACAUAUCCCUUUCAAAUUUUGUAUGUAGUGUAGACUCCACCUCUUUUCUGUCGAACUUCCAGUUAGCAACAUUUUAUCUUUCCUCAGUUGACUGAUAAUACAUAUGAAUGCUGACAAGGUAAGGCCGUUUGUCAAUCCAAACGGUUGGUAUGUUUUGUCGACUUGAUUAUA